ACAUUUCAAUUAUUGUUUUUAAACAAACAGAGCAAGAGUUUGUUGCUCUUGAUGUAGCCACAGAGUUUUGCCUCUGCAUGACCCUCAGGAGAGCUUCCUCAAGUCUGGUAAGGCACAAAUACACUUUGGACUUGUACCGUGUUAUUGGGCAGCUUACAGCAGGGUUCUAAAAAGUUCCUAAAUGGAGAGUAUUUCUGUAGUGUCCAGUGUCCAAAAUGCGCAAGGGACAGAACAGGCAAAGAUAUUUCCAAUACAAAUGGAACAUUUUUGCUUCUGGUAUUCAUCUGCAUCUUUAUUCUUUUACCAAGGAAAUGAACGGACAAAACUGACUUCAUUGUCUGCAGCGUAAAUAGUAGGCAAUAGCAAAAGAGCUGUGAAACAAUAGUGAAUUGUGUUAAGAUAAAAGUUUACAACUUUGUAUAGAAAUCUUAACCCAGAAUAUGGCUACUUAGGCUUUAUGAAGAAUAUCUGUAUUGGAUCUCAAGUGUAUAGAAAUAACACUGUUUGCGUAUUUAUAAGUUAAAUGAGCUAAGAACCAAACAAUAGCCUUUUUCCCCCUCUAUGUCAUGCUUUCAGUUGCGCAUAGUAAACACGGUGUUUGUAUAACUACUUAUUCUGUGGGUCUGUUAGUGAGUGCAUGCCUUCUUUAACCAGUAGGUUUUGCACUUAUUCCUACUUGUUGGGAAGAACAGGCUGCCAGAUGUUCUCAGCCACAGGGCAAAGAAUACUCUAAUGUGUAACUGUGGUGAAUUAUGGGAACAAAUUCUUGGCCUCUGUAGAGUACUCUGGUAACUCCAGUGGUUGGUUUAUCUUCUAGUGUGUUUAUCUUCUACUGCGCUAUACAACAACGCAGGCAAGUGAUAUACUUCAGGGAAUAAAAAUGCUGCAUGCAAAUAUAAACUGCAUGAGGGCUAGCCCAAAGAAGCUUUAGUGCCCUUUGGAAUUUGGAAAGCAAGGGUAAUGCCUUGCUCUUCGCUCUUCACUGUGUCACAUUGCAUAUCUUCCUUUUUGUUGACUCCUUAUGUUUACUUUUCAGCAAUAAAUCAGGAACUGAUCACUGUAUGUCUCUAUUGCUAGUGUGACAGGCACUGGGACAAGAGACAUUCCUGCAAAAGGUAUUCCUUAGUUAGCACUUUUCCAUUAAUCUUAGCCCUGUGUCUCUUGGCACUUUGAUGAGAGCCAGUCCAGUUCACGUGGCGUUCAGCUUGCCUUUGUGCUAAAUCACCUUCUUGAUUCAUUGGCUGCUCAACACCUAACUACAGAAGAAAAGCAGAGUGGAGUAGCCAGCAUCCCUUUCAUCUGAGUUAUGGUCUCUAAAAGGAGACCUGCAUAGGCCAAAAGAGGAAAACCUUAACAUGCAGAGGGCAGCUCUCCCUGGGUCCCCAAAUAACUGUCCAGGGCAUGUUUUGGUGCUUCCAGUCAAGCUGAAAAUACAUGACUCCCUUCUUCAAGGCUCGUUUUAGGAAGGCCUACAUCUCUCUCUGGUUAUCUUUCCGGCAGUUCCUUUCACUCUCCUGUCUUUAUGCAUUCUUCCAUGGAAUUUGUUUGUUAUUUGGAAGAAAAUAGACUUGCCCUUUUGUAAAAGUAACAGGUCAAGAAAGGUGAAAGAAAAUACCUGAUCUCAGGCUUUGUGGAUGUGGGUUUUUAAUAACAGCGAAACUGUUCAGUACCAAAUAGUGUUCCUGGUAGAAAUGCAAGUGAAUGUCAGGAGCAGUCUCCUUCACUUGACAAAGUUAGGGUGAAUGUGUCUGUUUCUAAGACUUGUCACAGUGAAAAGGAGGGAGGCCAAAGGAGAAUAUCUGCUGGUCAUGGGAUGCUUCACUCCAACUGCUCCAGACUUUUCUUCAGGCUGGAGGUGGACAUGGUCAUCUUUUGAUGUAGAAUUACGCUUUAGUUACCAAACAGGCCCCAUAGCCUGCCUAUGGCUUUUCAAUAUAUGUAGCCAUACAUCUAGUCACGAAUAACAAAAGGCCUACUCGUGCCCAAACUGUUACUGUGUUGAAGUUGAGUGUCUGUGUUUCAUGCGGUCUUAAUAUUGUAUAUGUCUGGGGCCUUUGCCACUGUAGACUGCCAUCUCUGAGAAUUUCUUCUAAGAAGAAACAGUUUCCUGGACUGUUUAAUCCUUGUUCUACCAACCUGACUACUGAGAUCAUGGAGAUGAUCUGAUGGCUCAGCAGCAGCAUGUCUCCUUUCAACAAAGAUAUGCUAAAAUACCAGCUGUUGCUAAAGCCAGAGCCCAGGAAUGGACCACAAACAACAGCGGUACAGAAAAAAAGAAGGAAAAACCUCCAGGACAGAAAGAAAAAAAAGAGGAAUCUCAUUCUAAUGAUCAGAGUCCACAAACUCAAGCAUCACCUUCUCCCCAGCCCUCCUCCCAGCCUCUCCAAACACACAGGCAAACUCAAGAAAGCAAGAAUUCUGCUCCAGCUAAAAGCAUAAAGAAAUCCCUGACUGCUGAAAAACCUCACAGUGCUUGGGAGAGCUCAGACGACAGUCGGAACAAGCUGCUGAGAGUAGCAUCAACAUCUAAAUUAAUAUCAAAAGUGGCAAAGAAUGCGGAUAAGCACAAAGAUGUCAUCGUCAGCCAAGCAAAAAUGUCAACUCGUGAAAAAAACAGCCAAGAGGGAGAAUAUAUCAAGAUGUUCAUGCGAGGUCGACCAAUCACAAUGUUCAUUCCUUCAGAUGUAGAAAACUAUGAUGAUAUUAGGACAGAGCUGCCUCCUGAGAAGUUAAAACUGGAGUGGGUAUAUGGGUAUCGUGGAAGAGACUGUCGAGCCAACGUUUACCUCCUCCCUACCGGAGAAAUCGUGUAUUUCAUAGCAUCAGCGGUGGUACUAUUUAACUACGAGGAGAGAACUCAGCGACACUACUUGGGUCACACAGACUGUGUUAAAUGUCUUGCAGUUCAUCCAGACAAAAUUAGAAUUGCAACAGGACAGUUAGCUGGAGUGGAUAAAGAUGGAAGGCCUCUGCAGCCCCAUGUUAGGGUAUGGGACUCGGUGAGCCUGGUGACACUGCAGGUUAUCGGCCUCGGCACCUUUGAGCGUGGAGUGGGGUGUUUGGAUUUUUCCAAAGCGGAUUCUGGUACUCAUCUGUGUGUAAUCGAUGACUCUAAUGAGCACAUGCUCACUGUGUGGGAUUGGCAGAGGAAAUCAAAAAUAGCAGAAAUCAAGACUACAAAUGAAGUUGUUCUUGCUGUAGAAUUCCAUCCAACUGAUGCAAAUACCAUAAUAACAUGUGGCAAAUCUCAUAUAUUUUUCUGGACCUGGAGUGGCAAUUCAUUAUCGAGGAAGCAAGGGAUAUUUGGGAAAUAUGAAAAACCCAAAUUUGUUCAGUGUUUGGCUUUUUUGGGAAAUGGUGAUGUGCUCACUGGAGACUCAGGUGGGAUAAUACUUAUAUGGGGCAAAACUACUGUAGAAUCUACUCCAGGAAAAGGACCUAAAGGAGUAUAUCAGAUAAGCAGACAAAUCAAAGCUCACGAUGGCAGUGUGUUCACACUCUGUCAAAUGAGGAAUGGGAUGCUGCUAACUGGAGGUGGGAAAGACCGGAAGAUCAUCUUGUGGGAUCAUGAUUUGAAUCCCGAAAGGGAAAUUGAGGUUCCUGACCAGUAUGGAACAAUCAGAGCAGUAGCAGAAGGAAAAGCAGAUCAAUUUUUAGUGGGUACUUCACGAAACUUUGUUUUGCGGGGCACAUUUAACGAUGGUUUCCUAGUAGAAGUACAGGGACAUACAGAUGAACUCUGGGGACUGGCAUCCCAUCCUUUCAAAGACCUAUUUUUAACAUGUGCCCAAGAUAGGCAAGUUUGUAUGUGGAAUUCCGUGGACCACACAUUGGAAUGGACCAGGCUGCUAGAUGAACCAGGGCACUGUGCUGACUUCCAUCCCAGCGGAGCAGUGGUCGCGAUAGGAACACACUCGGGCAGGUGGUUUGUUUUGGAUGCGGAAACGAGGGAUCUGGUUUCAAUACACACUGAUGGCAAUGAGCAGCUCUCAGUGAUGCGCUACUCAGUAGAUGGCACCUUACUUGCAGUUGGAUCCCACGACAACUUCAUUUACCUCUACGUAGUAACAGAAAAUGGAAGAAAGUAUAGCAGAUACGGAAAAUGCACUGGACAUUCCAGCUAUAUUACACACCUUGACUGGUCCCCAGACAACAAGUAUAUAAUGUCAAACUCAGGAGACUAUGAAAUACUAUACUGGGACAUUCCAAGUGGCUGCAAGCUAAUCAGGAAUCGUUCUGACUGUAAGGAUAUAGAUUGGACAACAUACACUUGUGUGCUAGGCUUCCAGGUGUUUGGAGUUUGGCCUGAGGGAUCAGAUGGGACAGACAUCAACGCCCUUGUCAGAUCCCAUAAUCGAAAAGUGAUAGCAGUUGCUGAUGAUUUUUGUAAGGUCCAUCUCUUUCAGUAUCCCUGUUCCAAGCCAAAGGCUCCAAGUCACAAAUACAGUGCUCACAGUAGUCAUGUGACAAAUGUCAGCUUCACCCAUAGCGAUUGUCACUUGAUUUCAACUGGAGGGAAAGACAUGAGUAUUAUCCAGUGGAAACUCGUGGAGAAGGUCACUCUACCACAAAAUGACAUUGUCGUAGACACCGGCGCAACCAAAGUGCCCAUCGCUUCCAGUGGCAACGCUGUACAGUCCCCUGCUCCUCUGCCACAGCCUUUCAACGAAAUGAACCAAACCGAAAGCGUAACUGGCAGCUCCCCAGCUUCUUUGGAGAGCAACUUGGAGCAGUCUGCAGAGGCCAGUGAGGAGCAGAGCGAGGAGCAGAGCGAGGGGAGCAGCCUGGAUCCCACUGAGCCGGGCUAUGAGGAGCCCUCCAAUGAGAUGAGCGAGGAGCACAGCGAGUCCACAGUCACUGAAGAGCAGCAGGAUAACUCACCGGUGUCUUAAUGCUCCCAGCUCAGGCAGUUGUGGUUUCCUUUGGUGUGCGUGCUUUCAUUACAGGGUGAGGGUUCAAUUAGGGAGAAGUAGCUGAGAUUCAUGACCACUCCAGCUUUUUGAGUUUCAGUGAGAUUUUUUUAGUCUGAGCUUCAGUUCGAUGUGUAGAACCAUCGCAAGGGACCGGCUUGAUGAUCUGUGUCAGGAUCUGGUCACAGUUAGUAGUGGACAUUACCAUAGAUCCAUUUCAGUUCUGAAAUUGCUGUCAGGAAGUAGCAUGAAAUACAUACUGGAGAAAAAGGUUAGCUCUGAGAAUUAGCUCAAGUAGACCACCUUAACUAUGUGAAAGUGCUUUCUGAAAGAGCUACGUUGCUGAGAAGCACUGACCUGCUUCAGCUGGGGAGCACUGUGAAAAAAAGACAACCAAAAAACUCCUUGUGGGGCUGUUUUCCUUUGGUUUUUCUUCAUGAGAAAAAGAGAGGAAAAGCAAUGUCAUGAUGCCACAUGUAUGGCGAUGCCUUCUUGACCUAACACAUAUGCAAUUUUGUAACACUACUAAUUCCUAGUGGAGUCUGGAUGUGUUGGCAGUUGGUCUGCUCUGGGUGCUGCUAGUUCUAAGGCGAAUCCUGUCGAGGAACAGUGUUGGCUGUUCCAUUUUCAGACUGGUUAAUAACAGACUAACCCAGUGCUGUUGUGUUUCACUUUUCAUGACCUGAAACUGUAGGAUGUAAUUGUCUCUUCAAGGAAUUGCUUGCUUAGAGAGUUUGAAACUUCAAGAGAAUCCUUACAAUGGCUUUGAUGUGAACAGCAGAGGAAGCGGGACAAGAACACACAAGUCAGAUGGGCUCCAGAGUUAAACAUUAAGCCUUCAGGCAGAACUUGCUCCAUCCCUAGUAGGAGAAAUAUAAAUACAGUUAACUUAAAUUAUUAAAUUGGUGCUUAGGAUUAGUGUAUUAAGUUGAUAAUUCUUUCUUCUACAUUUGUAGAGGUAACUAAGAGUCAUUAAACUGCAAUCUCUACUUUUGGUUUUUCCCCAGCCCUGGCUCCGUUAGCAGUUGGGAUAGAAGCACACAGGAAUUUAGAUGAUGAUGUUGAUGUGAUUUUCUCUUUUUUUUUUCCCCCCUAAACUUGCUGAUUUCUUGGUUUUGUGCUAUUGUUUGUUUGUUUCCACCCCCGCCUCCCCGGGUUGCUCUAAGCCAUGCAGCUCUCAUGUGGCUAUACCUGGCCAGUUACGGGAUAUCUUGGCAUUUGUUAUGCAUUUGGAAAGUCCUUUUUUUACCAAGUUUGUCAGAUAGCUACAUUUUUUCCUUAAGUGCAUACGUUUCGUACUUUAAAGAGCUAUAGACUUACUGACAGAUAGCCAUUUCCUAUGUACUUGUUUAUAUUUUGAUUACAUAGAAUUCUCUUCUUUUUUAACUCUCUGCAUUGUGCUGGUAUUUUAGUUCUUAGGUAGAAUAUCAUGUUUAGAAACUUUGGAUGAGUUCAUAAGUCUUAAUUGUGCAAGCGUUUACGUGAUUGUGCCAUUCCAAAGUGCAUCAAAACUGUCAUUCCCUUACUAGUAUCUUCUCAGGAGAAAUGCUACAGAUCAGGUAUUUAGUCAUCAUUUGGAAAGAUAAAAACAAAUGGACUCCCAAAGGACAUUUAGAACAUUUAUGUAUAAAAUAUAUAAAUAUAUAUAUACACACAUAUAUAUAUAUAAAAAAUAUCCUCUUGUUUACAACAGUUCCAGAAAACCUCAAAGUAGCUCCCUUCAGAUGGAGGGAGAUGUGGAUUCCAAGCAACCCAUCUGUUCAAACUGUGCUCUGUACAUAGAGAGUUGUAUUGGAGAGCUCGAGUUUGCCUGACGUGCAGGUUUGCCAAAUAGCAGCAAUUCAAGAGAAAGGUCAACUCAACGGAGUUCUUGGUUCCAAAUGAGGAAUAUGCUGUAGGUUUAGGAAAUAAUCUUCGUAAAUGAGGAAGGGUUGUAGAGCUGAGGAGGCACAGAGCUCUCUCUGUCGGUUUAAUGAACGCCACAUAAAGCAACACAUUUCUUUUGGAACAUCUGUCACUUGGGGUUGCCAUGUAAAGUGAGAGUUAUAGUUGUGAUACUCGUGUUUGUAGUUCAGAAGACUCUACUAAUAUGCAAAAAGCCUUACAGUUUUCAAUUGCUGGCAACUACUGUUUAACAAAUAAUGAAAUCUGUGAUAAUGGAUGGAAAUGGGUGGGAUUAUGUAACUGUAGAUGUUCUAGAGAACUAAUUGUGAAUGAAUUCUGAUUUCGAGUGUUUCAUGUGAAGAUGUUUGAGCCAUUUCUAUCUAUCAUGCAUUCCUGUCUCAAGGCAGAAAGUUUUGAAGAUUAAAUAAUAAAAUAAUCAAAAUGAUACAUUG
This is a messenger RNA of Strigops habroptila (Kakapo), 7246 nucleotides long. It is a transcript of the gene EML4, whose product is annotated as EMAP like 4. Gene Ontology annotation, biological process: microtubule cytoskeleton organization. The record is from RefSeq and is a predicted model, not a curated record. NCBI's taxonomy places the organism in Eukaryota, Metazoa, Chordata, Aves, Psittaciformes, Psittacidae. Gene Ontology annotation, molecular function: microtubule binding. The transcript is spliced from 22 exons. Gene Ontology annotation, cellular component: mitotic spindle. The coding region runs from base 2166 to 4892 and encodes 908 amino acids.